Messenger RNA from Penicillium robsamsonii, 1020 nucleotides. Its product is annotated as Glucose/ribitol dehydrogenase. The coding region runs from base 1 to 1020 and encodes 339 amino acids. Gene Ontology annotation, molecular function: oxidoreductase activity. The transcript is spliced from 2 exons. The record is from RefSeq and is a predicted model, not a curated record. Lineage: Eukaryota; Fungi; Ascomycota; Eurotiomycetes; Eurotiales; Aspergillaceae.
AUGGCCCCCUUCUCAAGCCUCCGCGCCACCCUUACCCAAGCAUAUCCUCCGGCUCCGGCUUUUACUGAGGCAAAUGCACCCCCAGGCUCGCAAAAUGGCCGCGUUUUUAUUGUGACGGGCGGAAAUGCAGGUAUUGGACUUGAGCUGUGCAAGAUUCUCUACGCGAGCGGCGCAACUAUCUAUAUGGCGUCUCGGUCCCAGACCAAAGCAGAAGCGGUCAUCAAAACGAUUACCGAAGCAUCAAAAUCCAAGAACACGAGUGGCAAACUCAAGUUCCUGCAUCUGGAUCUGAACGAUCUCUUGGUCGUCAAGGCCGCAGCAGAAAGCUUCGCGCAGCAGGAAGAUAAACUAGAUGUGCUGUGGAACAAUGCCGGCACCGGAGCUAACAUGGUCACGAUUGGCCAACGCACAGCCCAAGACUUCGAGCCCAUGAUAGGAAUGCACUGCAUUGCGACGCUCCUCUUCACUAAGCUUCUCCUCCCUCAGCUGCGGGCUGCCGCCACUUCUGGUGAAAAUGGCAAGACUCGUGUCAUAUGGACAUCGAGCGCUCUGGCAGAGGGGGGCUCGCCACCCAACGGUCUCGAUUUCGAUAUGUUGGACAAAGGAACAAACAAUCGCACUGAUAACUACGGGACCUCCAAAGCGGGCACCUGGAUCCUCAGUCGGGAGUUUGCUCGUCGAUAUGCCAAGGACGGAAUCGUCAGUGUUUGUUUGAACCCGGGCUUUUUGAAGACAGCUUCCUUCAAUGGGACCCCUGCAGCCAUCAUGUUCGUCUUGAACAAAGUUCUCCUGAGUGAUGCCAUCUACGGCGCAUACACAGAACUUUAUGCUGGACUUUCUUCCGAUAUUACGUUGGAAAACACCGGUUCUUACAUCAUUCCCUGGGGUCGGAUCCGCCCCAAUGAGGCUACUCCGCGACAGGACCUCAUUAAGGCUGGGGAUUCCAAGGAGGAGGGGGGUCUGGAUUAUGGGAACAAGUUCUGGGUCUGGUGUGAAGAGAAAUGGAACAGUUAUAUUUAG